CACCUCUGACGUCGUCACAUGGACCCUCGUUCCCAGCCCCCGCAGUGGGUCCAUAUCGAGGCGAGUCACGGUGAGUCACUCGCUGUGACGGUGUGACGCUCAUACACUCAGGAAAUUUGCCUCCGACCGGACCAUGGUGCGCCACCGAGAUGACCCGGCGCGGAAGUGCAGAGCGGACGGAGGACGAGCACUGCAUUAUGGAGUUAGGAAAACGGUGAGCAAAGAGCGACGUAGAGCGGUGAAGGAUGCUCCGGCGGCCACGGAUUCAACGUUCAACAUCGGACGUGUCUCGAAGACUACAGGGGACAUGGUCAGCGGUCAGACGAGACACGAGCCAGACGCAUCUUCGUCGAGGCUCAGAUCGCACGCAGGGAGGGAGUCGCAUCCCUAUCCUGCCCAUCGAUACAUCUUCAUAUCGCCAGUAUGCCGUCUACUAUUACACGCAAUAACUACAUAAGCAAUACAGACCUUCCCGAGUGGGACAGCGGGCGUUCGGAGCAUAGGCCCCGCACCCCGACUUUGCGCGCUUGCUCCGGAGAGUGGGUGGAAGCUGUGUUGGCUCCGAGGGCGAGGGACGGGCUCGGUCCUGGGUCUGGGGUGCCCACGU
Fomitopsis serialis is the source of this 607-nucleotide messenger RNA. RefSeq lists its product as uncharacterized. The transcript has 4 exons. Bases 134 to 457 code for a protein of 107 amino acids. Lineage: Eukaryota; Fungi; Basidiomycota; Agaricomycetes; Polyporales; Fomitopsidaceae. The record is from RefSeq and is a predicted model, not a curated record.